Molecule: messenger RNA, 10686 nt
Organism: Podarcis raffonei (Aeolian wall lizard)
Lineage: Eukaryota; Metazoa; Chordata; Lepidosauria; Squamata; Lacertidae
Gene: RIMS4
Product: regulating synaptic membrane exocytosis 4
Exons: 6
Coding region: 211-1023 (270 amino acids)
Biological process (GO): regulation of membrane potential; regulation of synaptic plasticity; positive regulation of synaptic transmission
Cellular component (GO): presynaptic membrane; cytoskeleton of presynaptic active zone
Molecular function (GO): small GTPase binding; transmembrane transporter binding
Source: RefSeq, a predicted model, not a curated record
GUUCAAGUCCGUUCUUCUGUCACCCCCCCUCACCCACCCCCCGCCUCAUAUCCCCCACCCCGGUCAGCCCAUUUCUCACCUCCCUAAGGCCCCCCCACAGUAGCCAAGACGCCGCGGGCUGUGCUCCGAGUGAAGAAUGGGGCGUCGAAGCUGGCCAAGCCGCAGGCUGCGGCCGAAGCCCCCGGCGGCGCCCCGGGCUCGGGGCUUUUCAUGGAGCGAUCGCAGAGCCGCCUCAGCCUCUCCGCGUCCUUCGAGGCCCUGGCCAUUUACUUCCCCUGCAUGAACAGCUUCGACGAGGAGGACGCGGAAGGAGAUGGCCGGAAACUCAAAGGUGCCAUCCAGCGGAGCACAGAAACUGGCCUGGCUGUUGAGAUGCCAAGCCGAACGAUCCGACAAGCCAGCCAUGAAUCCAUUGAGGAGAGUAUGAACAGCUAUGGAUCCGAAGGAAACUUGAACUUCAAUGGAGUUCACCUGGCAGCCGCUGGGCAGUUCAGCGAUUUCCUGGGCAGCAUGGGGCCUGCACAGUUUGUGGGUCGCCAAACCUUGGCUACUACCUCCAUGGGUGAUGUGGAAAUUGGGCUGCAGGAGCGAAAUGGACAAUUAGAAGUGGACAUCAUUCAAGCCCGAGGACUGACUCCAAAGCCUGGCUCCAAAACCCUGCCAGCUGCUUACAUCAAGGCCUACCUACUAGAAAAUGGGGUGUGCAUUGCAAAGAAAAAGACCAAAGUGGCUCGCAAGUCCUUAGAUCCGCUGUACAACCAAGUGUUACUUUUCCCAGAGAGUCCACAAGGCAAAGUACUGCAGGUGAUAGUUUGGGGAAACUACGGACGCAUGGAACGCAAACACUUCAUGGGAGUCGCCCGGGUUCUUCUGGAAGAACUUGAUUUGUCAACUUUGGCAGUUGGCUGGUAUAAGCUUUUCCCAACCUCGUCGAUGGUGGAUCCUGCCACUGCUCCACUCUUACGCCAAUCCUCGCAGCUUUCCUUGGAGAGCACAGUAGGACCUUGUUGUGACAGGUCUUAAUGGGCAAGGAAGUUCCAGGGGGACUGCUUCUGUUUUUAAAAUCAUGCUGUCAAGGUUUUGUUUGCCAGAACGCUGUCCUCAAGCGCAUUGCAUCUUUGAUCAGUCCUUGGAGGAACCUGAAGGUGAGGAUAGCCAAGUAACCUUGGACAGGAACCAAGAUGGAGGCCAAUGACCUUUCUCCAUCCAAGUAGAAAGAGCUGCAGGGCACAAGUCCUAAUUAUGAAAUGACACACACACACACACAAGACACACUUUUUCGUUUCCCUUUUUCCACAGUCAUCCAUGCACCCUUGCUUCAGAUCAGUGUAAAACCUUGAAAUGUUGCAGCAUCUUUUUUAAAAAUUGGGGAAGAUGUUUCUCUUCUUCUUAAUGCUAUUUUACAAAUUGGGGAAAGAAGAGAUAGAGAGAACUUUUAGAAAAUUCUUAAAUAUUCAAAAGCAAACAUCUGACCUAAAUGAAAACAGCAGUUUCAGGGAAACUUUGUGGGUUUUGUAAACUUUCCCCACCCCCUUUAAGGCUGGGGAGGGGUGGGAGGAACUGCAGCUACUACUUUAGAACAAGUUCCACGGUUCUGUAUGAUGUACAAACGCCGCUGUAUUUUUUACACUGUGCCAAAUUACCAGCAGUGUCUUCUACUAUAGGACUUAGGCCAACAGUACUGCUGACGCAUUUUUGUUGGAAGAACAAGAAAACACACUUUGGUUACACCAGUCGGUUCUGACGCAGAGUGCAUAGCAAGCCAAUUAGCUGGAAUGUUGCACAGAGAAUGUUGCUGAAUGCAAACUGGAAAUCUGGCAGAGCUACUUGCUAGCCCAUUGUUAGAUAUGAACAUUGCAAAACACACACACACACCAUACCUUACCUCAGCUUUUGCUGUGCUAUCCCCCUGUUGUGUUUUUUGCUUCCAUAACGCUAGUCAUGCUUUUGGGAUUUUUAGUGCAUAUCUGGUGACUUGCCACUUUCCUCUGGAACAGGGAUCAGUUUGAGGUAGCAAUACUUUCUUCUGCCGUUGCAAAUGAAAUGACAACAUAAAAAGUCUGCACAUUAAAAAAAAGAGGUGGGAGUGAUCAGAAGAUGGAGUUCUGUUCGUCAUGCAGGAGAUUAUUAAACCCUGCGCUUAGAGAAAAAGGAGUGUUGCAUUCAGACAACUGUAUUAAUACCCAAGUGGUGUGAAGCAACAUGGAAAACUCAGGCACAGAAGGCAGAUAAGGACUUAUUUAAGGGUGUUUUCACAAGUGACACUAAAAGCGCCUUCCAACCUUUUGCAUGGUUUAUGUGCACGUGUGAAUGACUGCAAUGCACUUUUGAAUGAGUGUGAGGAGGAGAUUGAUGUUGGCAUUUGAACUUCCACGUGGCUUUUUGUGUGUAUGUGUCAGCCUGCCUGUAUAUAUGUGUGGAUGUUCUGAGUGGGUGUUCUCUACUCAUAAUGCUUUGUUGACCCUCCAUCCACCAUUCUUAUUGCCACAAAGCUCUAUACAUUCCAGGUUCAGCAAGCAAGGGUGUGUCUUCUGCUGUACCAUGAGCUCUUAUUGGUAGUCAACAGAAGUCUUGCUUUUGAACAGAGUUAAAUGUGAUUCAGCUGGAGGGUUGAUACCGGCAUGAGUUUCCAAGUCACUUGUGAAACUGACCUGGUCAUGCAGAUAGGCUUUGUGGAUUGUUUUAUAAUGAACAAAAAAUAAAUAAAAUAAAAGGUAAAUAUUUUAUGUUCGCCAAUAAAAAGAUAGCUAUAAUAUAUAUAUAUAUAUAUUCUGCAUACAGCUAAGAUGACAGCAGAUUGUCAACAGAGUCACCUUCAGUAGAGUAGGUUAGUGGUUUACCAGAUAGAGCCAUUGAACAAAUACAAAGUGAUUUACCUGGUCACAGCCAUGUCUGGAGGCUUUAGUUUAGAAAGUAAUUUUAGGAAGUAGGCCAAGACGCUCUAUCUGUACUUAGAUCUACCUUUUGUACAUUGCUAGGUGUUUUGUUUCUGUUCUCAUUUCUAAUGAAGAUUUAAUGAUUGCUAUCUCAAAUCUGUUUUCCUAUUAGGAUGUCAAGAGCUGAUUUUGCUCCACGGUUUCUGGUGCCAAGUCCCAUGUUAGCAUUUAGGAACCAUCUCAAAAUGGCUUCCUGGCCUGUUGUUACGUCACAGAGUAAUAACAAGGUUUCUACGUGGACUACGAAUAAGCAUGAUUAAAGCAUGACUUACUAUAGAAUGAAACAUAGACAGUCAUAUGUUAUAGGUAGUGUUUUUAAUGGUUUGGGAAAUAACGACCAAAUGAUUAGAAAAGCAGUAGGCCCAGUAAUGAGCUCUGCUAGAAGUAACCUAAUAUAGAUAAUAGCAUAAGGAAACAUUGAGCAUAUUAAAAUCACAGAAGCUCCAGAGUUUCAGAUUGAUUAUCUUAAUUUUUUCUAUGCCUGUGGUUUCAAGUAUAAUUCCGUUUCCAAGUCAUAUUAAAGAUUUUCUGUGUAUUGGCUGAAGGGAGGUAGUUGCAUGCUGGUCAAAAUAUGUUGUGACUCUCCUUUCCCCCCAUUUAUUUAAAAACUCGCUUAACUAUAUUUCAGACUGAAUCCUCUUCAUAUUUCUGUAUAGUAGGUACUAGGCAAUAUUGUACAAUAUAUGUAUGGACUAGAAUAGAUUGGGUUAGAUUUAGUGAUUGGUAGCCAUUGACUCUUUUAAUAACCUUGUCGUAAAAAGGACUGUGGAGAAAACAAAACACAUUCCAAAGCUGGGAACCGAAGAGCAGUCGUUGAUGCUUUAUAAAUUCAAAGAUUUUGCUUAUGUUGUUUGAACCUGUAAAUCAAAUCAGCCCUGUUUUGUAUGUAUCCUGCAGCACAGCUGUCAAUUCUUACCCAAAUGUUAAUAGGGAAAGUGGGAGCAAAAAUGCUGGAAACACAAUCUUGGCUUCCUAAUCUGUUGUUAACAGCACAACAGACUUAACUCUUAAAUGUCUGAAGCUGCCUAUCUCUGUUAACUCAAAUGUGAAUGGAUGUGUGAGUUGGGUUAAACUGAAGGACUCAGAACAGAGAGGUCCAUCCCAAAGCUGCUUAGAAAUAAUUCCAAUAGGACAUAAACGUCAAAACACUAAAAACAUUUUCAUGUUGAUUCUAUUGUUUGUAUACUACCCUUCAACCACUUGAUUCCCAGGAUAAUUAGCAAGAGAAUAAAUGGCAAUGAAAAACAGUUUAAAAAAGCAAUUCUUUUUUAAGCCAAGUAACGCCAGCAAUUAAAAGCAACAGAUUAAAAGUGUUAGGGGCUUGAGAGAAUACAAAAGGGUUUUGCUUAGCAAGAGGACACUUAUUUCAAGCUAUUUCCUUUCUUCCCUCUUUGGUACAACCCUUUGGAUCCUGGCAAAAAAACCUUAGUUACAGCAACUUUGAGCUGGGUACACAUGCAAUCCAGUUUUCCAUUUUUAGCAAGCAAGUCUGCAUUACUACGAAUGCAAGAUUAUAAACGAUCUACAAAGACUGGAUUAGAAGGAACAAAAUUUACUUAGCAAUCGAAACUAGUCAGGUGUCCCUGAGCAUCCUUUCCCUUCUAGUCUCACCCAGAACUGACCACGUCUUAUGACCCUUUCUAAAUAACAUCAGUUCCUAUUUAUCUAUUUUAUGCAUCCAUUUCAAGUAUUUAUAUACCACUUUGCAUCAUAAAAGAUCACAAGGUGGUUUACAAAGAAAAAGCGAAAAAGAAUGCGCAAAACAAGAAAAACUAAACACAGUAUGAAGAUCAUCAGAAUCCGUAAAUAAUGCAAUGUAUGAAACAUGAAACUUGAUCACAUAGAAUUCUAUGGACUCUAUACACUUAUUCAAUAUCCACAUUUUCUAACAAACCUGUGCCUCAACCAGAGCGCACCUGCACACAUUCACUCACAUACUCUGAUCAAUUACAAAUCCCAAUAACCCCCUGGGUGGGCUGCACUAUGACACUGGCAGACUAAUGCCAGGAGACUAAAAUCACCUUUCAAAGUCUAAACUAGGGCCCUUGUGGUCUUGUGUGCACCCUCUGGGUACAUGCAUGCAGCGGCCUUGCUAGAUCCUGACCCACAAACGCAAACAGAAAUCUAAAACGCAAACCAGCUUUUAGAGCACCUCGCUUUCAGCCCACAACAAGCAACGUCCAAAUACGAAACAUUGCCAGCUUAAAGCUGUUCUUCUCAUUCUUGUGAGAGCCCUUAUUCUUGAGAGCAGCGGUGGGCAAACUCUUCUUCUAUCAAGGGCUGCACUCCCUCAGGGGUGACCAAUUGGGGACCACAUGACUGCAGUGGGCACAGCCAGAGACAAUAGUGUUCUGGAUUAACUAAUCUCGAACAAUGGCUGCCCUGUUUCAAUUUCACCAUGGCUACCUCGAAUUAGGAUUUCCAAUCCUUUGUAGAUCUACUCAGAAUUAAGCCCCGCUGGUUUUGAUAGGUUUUGAUACUUAUUCCUCUCAAAUAAGUAUAAAGAGGAUUUUUAUUUUUUACUGAGGACAACAGACCCAUACAGCGACUGGAGGGCCAAGUGAAAGCGACUCUUUUCUAACUUUAAUGUGCUUAACGCGCACCAACCACAGAGGCAAGAAAGGGGAAGUGAUGAACAGGAAGGAAGGAACUCUGAUGAGGUGGAAGAAUGAGGCAGCUUCCGAGGGUGUAGGGGCCACAGACUGGCUACAAAAGAGCAAAUAAGUUUUGCAUCUAAAUUAAGAGGCAGUUCUUCAGUAGAUGCAGGUGUUCUGCUCCUGUGCACACCUUUUUACUAGGUUGUUGUUGAAAGCUGGGUCAGAAAUCCACAAGUGAUAAAGAGGUACCAUAUUUUUUGCUCUAUAAGACUCACUUUUUCCCUCCUAAAAAGUAAGGGGAAAUGUGUGUGCGUCUUAUGGAGUGAAUGCAGGCUGCGCAGCUAUCCCAGAAGCCAGAACAGCAAGAGGGAUUGCUGCUUUCACUGCGCAGUGAUCCCUCUUGCUGUUCUGGCUUCUGAGAUUCAGAAUAUAUUUUUUCUUGUUUUCCUCCUCCAAAAACUAGGUGCGCCUUGUGGACUGGUGCGUCUUAUAGAGCGAAAAAUACGGUAAUUAGUAUCACUAGGCUUGGAUCAGCUCCUCUUGUGUAAAGACCAGCCUGGAGCCUGUUUUCUUCCACAUUAGAUCGCAUGAUACCUGGUUAUGAUCCACUGCCCCUUUAGGGGCACAUACCAGAACAUCUCCCUUACUCUCCCCACAACCCAUAGCUGUUUUUCAUGCUGAGUCAGAAGAUGUUUCUGAAGCCACUCCCUAGAAACUUACGGUGAAGCCUUUAUAAAUAAUAAUAAUAAUAAUACUUUUCAUGAAAAAAGGCCCCAUAAGCCUAAGUUUCACUUCAUCAUUUUGGAUUUGUAAAGCAAGUGUUUGCAUUUUGAAACCUCAUCUCUUGCUGCCUUUUAAAAGCUUAAAAUAGAAUCGCGUCUGUCUGUAACUUUUAAUGAUUGACUUCUAUGGGGAAGUAGAGGAAGAGUUAGUGUGUGUCUGAGAGGUAAUCAUUACCUCUGUGGCUUGCCUGCUUGUUGUUAAGCUGAGGAGCGAAGGCUCGGCCUCUCUCCAUUUUAUAGCCUCUUCAAGCACUUUUAAUUUUGGUUAAAAUGACUGACAACUGCAUCAUAUCCACAUCGUGCGCUGAAAGCACAUGGCUUCCCCCAAAGAACCCUGGGAAAUGUAGUUUAGCAAGCAUGCUGGGAAUUGUAGGUCUGCAAGGAGCCAACUACAGUUCCCAAGGUUUUUUGGAGGAAGUCGUGUGCUUUAAAGGCGCUUUAAAUUUAUGACAUGGAUAUGACCUAAUAAGCAAAGCAGUGACCUCUCAGCCACAAUCCUAGGAACACAGAAAAUACCGGCUCUGAGCUUCAUUGCCCUAUUCUUUAACCCCCCAAAACAGGAGAACCAUUUUAUUGCCACAAUUGUUUUCAGAUGCAAAUGUCAUAUUUUUCUGGGAGUGCUUUAUGACCCCCCGAUUCCUAAUGGUUAUGGUAGAGAGGACAAAUCUGGGUUUUCUUAGCUCCCGGAGUGCCCAUGAAAGUCCAUUUACUAAUAAUAUACAAAUAGAACGAAAUGUAUCUUGCCAAUCAAAAUACUGAAACAACGUGUAAAAAACCGAAACAAUAUUAUACGUCAAUGGCCUCCAAGUCACAGCUAUUCUUGUUUCACAGGAAGUUCCCAGGUUCGUACAGGAAGUCAGUUUUUAGAGUAAGGAGUUGAAUCUGGACUUCCAGUGCCUCUUAAGCACCAGGUCAUUCUUCCUCUGUAUGCAGAGUUAUUUUUGAGGAUCGUGAAUUAAGCAAAACCCAGCCUGCUGUUAGCUCAACCAGUGCUCCCAACUUUGGGACAAAGGACUUUUGACGAAAGAAAAAUCAAUUUGUGAAUGCUUCUGUUGUAUAUAAUUAUACCUUUUUAAUGUUUUUAAUACUGGAUCCCUUAUACAUGUACUUUUUUGUUUUUUUAAAGUAGGUCUAUAGGCAAAAGAAAUAUCAUAAAUUUAUGUAUACAAAGAAAUUAUGUAGAUGUUGAGGCAGUAAGAAUCUCAAUGUAAGCAUGAUUAGUAAUAACUGUCUUAGACAGCAAGACUUUUUAAUGAAGUUUAUUUAAGUUAGUUUACUACAUGCUAUUUAAUAAUUUUGACACUGGAGGAAUAUUUUCUUUAAAAACAAAAUGUGAUCCUUUUUUUCUAACAGAUUAUAUGAUUUAAAGUGCAAUCUUUCGCAUGGUUACUCAAAAUAAAUCCUUCUGUGUCCAGUGGGACUUAUUCCUUUGUAAGCAUGUUUUGGAUUGCAAACUUAACUUUUUUAAAUUAUUUUUUAAAAGUUUUAUGUUUGGUACAACCUGUAUUCUUCCUGAUCUGGAGAAUGUUAGCCAUCAGCUCCACUGAACUAAAUGAACACUGGUUAGUCAUGACAACUAGUUAGCCAUUGAAUUCAAUGGAACUUCAGCAGAGUUCCCCUCCUCUGGAUUCAGGCCUUACUGGUUUAGUGUUAGAUGCUACAUGUUAUCAACUUGUUGUUUUCCCCAAAAAAAUAAAAAAUAAAGAAGUUUUGUAAAUAGCUACCAGGAAAUAGUCCUAUAGAAAUUUCACUUGAAUCUCUCAUUAAGUUAUUAUUACUAUUAAUAUUGUGUAAGAAUAUUUGCAGUUGUUCAUUACAUCUCUGCUAAAGAUCUUAGCCUAAGAUCUAAGCCUUUGUUGAAGGAAUCGAUGUCGUAUUUUCAAGAUGAAAAAACAAAAACCUUAGCUAGUUUGUCAUAAUCCUGUAUUCUGUAAACAAACAAAAGAAGCCUUUUUAUAAAGAGAGUCUACAUAGGCUUACAAGCAAUAAUAUAUUCCAUUUGGUGUGGAGAAUGUGAUGUGCAGAUGGCAGUAUAUACCAUGGAUAACAAUAUGUGGUGACAGACUUAGUUUUUAGGGAUGUCAGGUUUGAUUAGGCCAUAUUAAUAUUGGCCAUUUGGUUAUUUUUUAAAAGGGAAGUUGGGGUAGGUGCCAUACUGUUGGUUCCGUUCUACCUACUUGUGUAAGUCCAAUCACUGACCAUAAAAUAUAUGUAGUUGACUUUCAUGCUACAAUUGUCAAAAAGUUUCAAUAUAAAGCUCACCAAAUGUGUCAGAUCUCCUUGUUUUCAGAUAACUGUUGAGCGUUUGUCACAGUUUUUCCAGACACCGCCACUGCCAGUGUUUUGUAUUAUGAAUCUGAUGGCAGCUCUGCCCCCUAACGGGCCUGUUUGGCAAAGACACCUCGUUGAAGUUAAAGGGAGGUGGGCUGUAUUUUUCUUUUUCUUUCCGGAGCUGCUGUUCCAUCCUUUAUUACUGUACAUGACACCAAAGCAGGGGAAUACAUGCACCUUUGUCAACGACAAGCACAGGUUGAUGUGCAAAACAGAAUGCCACAGUGCUUGACUGCACUGUCACAUAACGGCAAACAGUAUUAGGAAAUGUGCGUGGAGGUUUCCGCCAAAUGGCAGGAGCAGAAUCUGCUCUGCAUCCGUAUUAAAUUCAGUCCAGUGGAUAAAAUAAUUAGGCUGCAAUCAGUGCUAAAGUUUAGCUCCAGCAGGUGGGAGAGGGAAUGAGCAGGCAAGCUCAGAUGGAAACUCUCAAAUUGUAAAAGCGUUCCUGCUCCCAGGGCUAGUGCUUGGUUCGUAAAAAGGCCCUUCCCCAACACUCCUAAGAAAUCUUGCAGAAAAUUAAUUUCCCUUGUUGAUUACAGAUCGGGCAGCCAGCUACGUUUGCAAUGCUAAACCUGGAACAGAGGUCAGCAACUGAUGCUCAUGGCGCCACAUCCAUUACUGUGCAUGGUUCCAUCUCUCCCCAUUGCUAGUGAGGCCACUGCUAAUCCCAGAGGCAGAAGAUGAGUGGAUAAACAUUCCCCAGUCAGCACAACCAACCAAAGGCCCCUGCUGGUCACACCAGGGCUGUCAUUCCAAGUCUGGCAGUGUGUGAGUGGAUUGAUGGGAGACCUUUUUCCUUUCACCUCUUCACAUAGCCACAGAACAUAAUUAAAGUAUGGAGCUCGCUAUGACAGGAUGUGGCAUGCGCCUUCCCCUUACAUGGCCUUUUCAGACAGGGCCUAAACCAGAGCACAUUUGCUUGGUGAAAGGGCAUGACUAUAUCCAAGAUAACCUGAUGCAGAAGGGGAAUUCCUGAAGCCACUUUACCCCUGCACAUCAUGCAUUCAUCUGAUGCUGAAGUUCACUGGUGUGUCCAACUUUAUGACUGCUUCCACAUCCUAAUUUGAUGGAUGCACCUUGGCCAAAAACCCAGUCUGCGCAGCACAUGUUGACUUGCAGUUACAUAUUAUGAAUUGCAUUUGCCUGUGUCCUGCUUCCCUUUCCACAUAGGCGUUAUGUUUUUACACACCAGACGUAGGAAGUUGCCUUAUCUCAAGUCACAGCAUGGGUCCAUUCAGCUCAGUAUCACCAGCACAGGCUCUCCAGGGCAGCUCUCCAGGGUUUCAAGCAGUUGUCUCUCCUGGUCCUACCUGGAGAUGCUGAGGAUCAGACUUAGGACCACCUGUAUGGAUGAAGAUGCUCUACCACAUAGUUGUGGCCCUUCCCUUAACAGAAAGCCAAAGCCUAGAGCCAAGAGAGGCUUGAAGGCAAUUUAAAUCUCGUGUAUGGAAAUGUUUUUAGAUGUGACUGACUUUCACAGGGACUUAGUGAAGAUAAUCUUUUGCUGGGUUGUGCCCUCUACCCCUGGGUGUUAAAAUAGCGCUACCUGCUACAUGUCCUCUCCCUUGCCAUGCCAACCCUCAUAACGCAUGAAGUUUGCAAGAAUUUAACAAAAAGUGAAAACGGGUGGGCAAGUAGAUAAUUAUCAACUGCAUGUUACCUGGGUCGGUAACCUUUUUGGAACGCAUUGCACAGGACAGGAUCUCUCGUAAAAGACCCCCAAAUCCAAAAGAAGGUCUCAUUUCUAAGAAACCCCACUGAAAUGUUCAUAAGGUGCAUGAACUUCCCUGUUUGGCAUCUUCUGUGGCAGGUUGCUCUGUAACAGUGCUGUACAUGUGGCAAAGUGUGACUUAGCACAUAGUGUCCAGCACACAUUAAUGUUGGAUGCUGUCUUUUGUCUUUAAGGGAAGAUACGGAUGCGCUGUUUUCUUUGUCUGUCAGUUUUAUCCAGACAAUACAAAAAAAUGGUUGGGUAAUUUGCAACUUAGUGUUAAGCUACUGAAACUGUUGAAAAUAAACAUUCUUCAUUUCUUUUCCUAA